AUGGAAGGUUGUUGCUCUAGAUGCCAUUUUGAACAGAAAGAUGAAACUAAUAAGUACCGUUUUAUCGAUGGUGGACAAUACCAUAAUUUUUCGGAUUCAAUGUAUUUUCUCGCAAAUGACGAUGAAGCAGCUUAUCAUUUAAGCAGAUAUCAUGAUGAUAUGGCACAACAAUAUCCCAAUUCAAAAUUCGUAGGAAUUGAUAUAACUCCAAUACAACCAACAGAAGUUCACGAACAAUUCAUGUUUGCCGCUUUUACGGAAAUACAAUGGAAAGAGAAAGUUAUUCCAGAAAUGAUAAGGUUAGCUCAGCCAGAUGGAAGGAUUGAGAUUCUAGAAGCUGAUUGUGGCGAAUCUGGAAUGAACCCUAUGAUUGGAAAAGAAAUUCCACACAGUUUUGAAAAUACAAACGCGUUUUCAGAAAUCAAAACUCAACAAAAAACUAUAAAUCUUAGUAAAAAAUAUGGUGAGUCUUCGGAAGAUGACAUCGUGCCCGAAUCUCAUGAUGCUCUCGUAGAAACAGUAUCUAUUGAGGCGGAAAAACAUCCUACUUAUUUUUAA
Molecule: messenger RNA, 558 nt
Organism: Ambispora leptoticha
Lineage: Eukaryota; Fungi; Glomeromycota; Glomeromycetes; Archaeosporales; Ambisporaceae
Source: the annotation of a GenBank genome assembly